Messenger RNA from Ogataea angusta, 1428 nucleotides. RefSeq lists its product as uncharacterized. Gene Ontology annotation, biological process: guanine metabolic process. Gene Ontology annotation, cellular component: cytosol. The transcript has a single exon. Gene Ontology annotation, molecular function: guanine deaminase activity; zinc ion binding. NCBI's taxonomy places the organism in Eukaryota, Fungi, Ascomycota, Pichiomycetes, Pichiales, Pichiaceae. The record is from RefSeq and is a predicted model, not a curated record. The coding region runs from base 1 to 1428 and encodes 475 amino acids.
AUGUUGCAAUCAAAAGCUUUGGAGACAAUCGGAUUCACAGUCUACUAUGGGAUGCUUGUUCACACUCCUAAAUUAGGAGACCUCGAGGUGAUUCCAAACGCAAGGAUAGGCGUAGAUAGCCGCGGAAUCAUCACAUACAUAGGAACAGGACCUUUGCUGACAACUAUCGAAAGUGAAGCCCGAAGUUACAAUCCAGCCGUCCAGAACAUUAAGAUUGUUGAUAUGACCACCUCCGGAUUCAAGAAAUUUUUCAUUCCUGGCUUCAUAGACACCCAUAUUCACGCUCCUCAAUUUCCCAACUGUGGAGUAUUUGGUAGCUCUACCCUGUUCUCCUGGCUGACCAAGUACACAUAUCCAGUCGAAAUGGCAUUAGAGGACCCCAUAAAAGCAAAGGACGUUUACGAUAGAGUUGUUCAAAAGACACUCUCUAACGGGACUACUUUUUGUGCGUACUAUGCCACUAUCCAUACAACUGCUACUAAUAUCCUCGCUGACUGUGCUUUCAAACAUGGCCAGCGUGCAUAUAUUGGGAGAAGCUGUAUGGACUGUGCAAAGAAGGAAUACACAGACCAUGGCCUAAGUGACGGAAUACAGUCUACCAAGACCGUGAUUGAGCACGUGAAAAGCAUAGACCCACACUACACACUUCUUAAACCAAUAUUAAGUCCGCGGAACGCUAAUAAGUGCUCACCAGACUUUAUGCUGUGGCUUGCAAAACAAAGCUGUGAACAGAGCCUUCCAAUUCAAGCACAUCUUAGUGAGACUGAGGACGAAGUUGAGCAAAUUUUAAAAAUGUUUCCUCGCUGCAAAACCUACAGCGAGAUCUACGACUCGCACAAACUUCUUACCGAGAACACCAUUCUGGGACACUGUAUUUUUUUGAGCAAUGAAGAUCUGAAGCUGAUUAAUGAGCGAAAGAGCUCUGUUUCGCAUUGUCCAACGUCUAAUAGCUGUCUUACCUCAGGAGAAGCAAGGCUGAGAUGGAUAAUUGACAGCGGAUCAAAAGUUGGUCUUGGAACCGACGUGUCAGGUGGAUUUUCCCCGUCAAUGCUCACCACGGCAAGACAUGCAGUCCUUGUUUCUCGACAUGUUGCCAUGAAGACCAAAUCUGACCACGAUAAGAUAUCGGUCAACGAGUCGCUUUAUCUAGCGACCCUCGGUGGAGCAAAGGUGAUGGGUAUGGAGCAAGAGGUUGGAUCAUUUGCUGUGGGAAAAAAGUGGGAGUGUCAGCUGAUAGACCUAGACACCGAAGGGUCUCCUGUUGACCUAUUUGACUUCCUAAACCCAUCUGUUGAGGGAUUACUCUCUGGAGACCCAUUACAUUGUUCCAGGUUCCAGGAUCUCAUUGAUAAGUGGGUUUUCAACGGAGAUGAUAGAAACGUGAGAAAGGUGUACGUUAACGGUCGAUGUGUACUUGACAAGGACUGA